AUGGGAAGAAAUAAAAUAAAGAUAGAAAGAAUUGAAAGUGAAAGAAAAAGAACAGCCACUUAUACUAAACGAAGUCAUGGACUAAUUAAAAAAGCAAUGGAAUUAAGUAUUUUGUGUGACUGUGAAGUAUCACUCUUUAUUUUUGCAAACGAUAAAUUAGUAGUAUAUUCUUCAAAGGAUGUUAAAGACACACUAAUCAAAUUUGUUGAAUUUAAAUCUAAUUACUUUAGUUAUUCAAAUGCUGACUACCCUGCUAUUUGCCAUUCUACUAGUAUUCCUGAAGAUCUCUCUGAACAACGUGCUGUUGGUGCUACUACACCUGGUAUUAAUGACACUUCUGUUAUUCAAAAAGAUCAAACAGUAAUGACUGAGAAAACCAUCCCUCCAAAUUCUCGUCAAAUGCUUCCAGGUCAAAUUCCUUCUUCUGGAGGUGUUCAACAACAACCACCACAUGUACCAAUGGCUCCUGAUUAUUUUACAGAUCAAGAUAGACGUCCAUCAUAUAUGUAUGAUCAACAAAGAAAUCUUGGUGGAGGACCUGAUAUUAUUCCACCUGAUUUUAAUCACAACCAAGACCCAUCUUAUGGGUAUCCAAGUGUUUAUAGAAACCCUACUUAUCAAACUUCUCUUUCUCAAUACCCACAACCUCAAUCACAACCACCUUACAAACCAACUGAUCAACCUAAAUUUAAAACUGUCUCAGAAGUUAACAAACGACCGGAUAAUAUCCAAGACGAUAACAUACAAAUAGGUCCGAAGAAACCACCUGAGGUUUAA
This is a messenger RNA of Entamoeba dispar SAW760, 777 nucleotides long. Its product is annotated as myocyte-specific enhancer factor 2A, putative. Lineage: Eukaryota; Evosea; Mastigamoebida; Endamoebidae. The transcript has 2 exons. The record is from RefSeq and is a predicted model, not a curated record. Gene Ontology annotation, biological process: positive regulation of transcription by RNA polymerase II. Gene Ontology annotation, molecular function: DNA-binding transcription factor activity, RNA polymerase II-specific; RNA polymerase II cis-regulatory region sequence-specific DNA binding; protein dimerization activity. Bases 1 to 777 code for a protein of 258 amino acids.